Molecule: messenger RNA, 595 nt
Organism: Colletes gigas
Lineage: Eukaryota; Metazoa; Arthropoda; Insecta; Hymenoptera; Colletidae
Gene: wrm1
Exons: 3
Coding region: 182-568 (128 amino acids)
Source: RefSeq, a predicted model, not a curated record
UUCCAGUGCAUCAAGCGAUGCAUGUACUUUACACGUAAAUAAAUAUAUCGUUGCAUUAAUGGUACCAGAAUUGCAUUGCAUACGAUCUUAGUCACCAAACAUUCUAUCAACGAUCAAAAUAAGGAGGCGUCGGUGGAUACAAACUACUCAACGAAGAAUCUCAGUCUAAAAUUUAUAAAAAAUGUCCAUUUUAGACGAGCGAGAGGAUUACCUGAAGAAUCCCUUAUUCGUGAAGCACGAGUACGGCGACUUUACUCCGUUUUAUGUUACUGUUGGCAUCUGUUCUGUGGUAUUUGCUGUCCUGUGUAUUUUGAACCUAGGAUUUUGUUUCUGUUCGCGGCAUCGAAGUUACUGGCAGAGUCCCCAUACCGGAAACAGGUGGAUUCAACCCUUGUGGACAGUGUUGCCGCACAAAACACCACCUUUAGAUUUAAGCGAAUUGGAGCCAGGACGUAAAGUUCAGCCAGAAACCCGUGCAGUCUUGCAAUACCAUAACCCAGAACCAUAUACAACUGCACCGCAAACAGAAGAGUACAUGGAGAUGCAAAAACGUGAGAGUGAAAUUUAAUUAUACAGUAACAAAAAACGAAAUAAU